AUGAAGGUGGCUAUUAUCUCCAAGAACAAGGUAAAAUUUGUUGAUGGCACUCUUUCUCCUCCUCCUAUCUCUGACCCUCUCUAUGAACCCUGGCUUCGAUGUAACAACCUCGUCCUCUCAUGGCUUCAACGUUCCAUCUCUGAAGAUAUUGCGAAAUCUCUCCUCUGGUGUGAUCGUGCUUCUCUUGUAUGGAAAAGUUUAGAGAAUCGGUUCUCUCAGGGUGAUAUUUUUCGCAUUGCUGAUAUUCAAGAGGAAGUAGCUCGUCUUCAACAAGGAACUCUUGAUAUCUCUUUGUAUUUCACCAAAUUAAUGACACUUUGGGAAGAAAUCGAAACUUUUCGCCCAAUUCGUGAUUGUACUUGUGCUAUACCGUGUUCCUGUGGUGCUGCUGCAGAUCUACGCAAAUUCAAGGAGCAAGACAAGGUAAUCAAGUUCUUGAAAGGUCUUGGUGAUCAAUACUCUCAUGUUCGUUCGCAGAUUAUGCUGAUGUCUCCACUUCCAACCCUAGACAAUGCGUUCAAUCUGAUUCUUCAACAAGAACGCCUGUUCAAUCUUCAUUCAACCACUGAUUCUUCAUUUGAGAAUCAAUCGUCAGUGAAUUACUCCUCUCAAAUGACUUCUCGUUCUUCUCACAACUCCGGUCGUGGUCGUGGCCGUGGAUAUUCCUCCGGUGGCCGUGGCAACCGGCUCUGCACUCACUGUGGUCGCACCAACCACACUAUUGAGACUUGUUUCAUCAAGCACGGGUAUCCUCCUGGUUUUCAACAUCGUAAGCAACAUCUCUCAUCACCUGCUGGAAAUGCUUAUGUGGUGAACUCUGUUCAAGAUGCUGGUUCUGCUCCAAUUUCCUCAUCAUCAUCUACUUCCACAUCAACAAAUGGAUCAAGUGCCUCUUUGUCCACGAUUCAAGAGGAAUAUACUCAGAUUUUACAGCUUCUCCAACAAUCCAACUUGCAGUCUCAUUCACCCUCUUCAGUUAAUUCUCUUUUUGCUACAAAUUCUGUCUCUCAUACCUCUCCCUCUCCUUCAUCUGGUAACAAUCUCUCCAAACCCUAA
Messenger RNA from Lathyrus oleraceus (garden pea), 1056 nucleotides. RefSeq lists its product as uncharacterized. NCBI's taxonomy places the organism in Eukaryota, Viridiplantae, Streptophyta, Magnoliopsida, Fabales, Fabaceae. The coding region runs from base 1 to 1056 and encodes 351 amino acids. The record is from RefSeq and is a predicted model, not a curated record. The transcript has a single exon.